Panicum hallii is the source of this 1474-nucleotide messenger RNA. Its product is annotated as thioredoxin-like fold domain-containing protein MRL7 homolog, chloroplastic. The record is from RefSeq and is a predicted model, not a curated record. Bases 82 to 1065 code for a protein of 327 amino acids. Gene Ontology annotation, biological process: chloroplast organization; regulation of DNA-templated transcription. Lineage: Eukaryota; Viridiplantae; Streptophyta; Magnoliopsida; Poales; Poaceae. The transcript has 5 exons. Gene Ontology annotation, cellular component: chloroplast stroma.
CUCGGAUAGCGCGGGCUGCAGCAGCCGGCCGGCGAAACCCAGCCGCUCGUCGGUGCCCGUUCUCCCCCACUCCCACGCGCGAUGCUUCGUCUCCCCACCCUCACCGCCCUUAAACCCUCGGCCCCCGCCGUCAGCUUGAACCCCAUCGGCGGAAGCCAUGGCCGACGCCGCAAACCCAUCUUCGCUUCAUCCGCUCCUCCGCCGCCUUCUCCGGCUUCACGGCCUCCCAAGCCGACCCCGGACCCGGAACCACCAAAGCCCACUCACGAGGCCCGCAGCCGAAACCCGGAGCGCCCCACCGACGCAGGGUUUGCCACGACCAAACCCCGGAAGCCGCGCCGCGGGCGCCGCAGCGAGGCGGCGGCCGUGGAGGACUUCGUCCGCGGCCGCCUGGAGCAGGUCUUCGCCUCCAUCCGGGAGCGCGACCCGGAGGUUCUCGAGGGCAAGGGCGACAUCCUGAAGUGGAAGGACGAGGAGCAGGUCCCGGAUGAGGAGGAGGGCGAGGAGUUGGGAGAGGAGGAGCAGAAGCCUGUGGUGGAGGAGGAGGACCCCAGCUGGCCGCUGGACGCUGACGUCGGGUGGGGGAUCCGGGCGUCGGAGUAUUUCGACAAGCAUUCGAUCAGGAACGUGACGGUGGACGGGGUGGAGAUCGAUUGGGAAGGGGAGGUCGACGAGGGAUGGGUCAAGGAAAUCAAUUGCUUGGAGUGGGAGAGCUUCGCAUUCCAUCCCAGCCCCCUAGUUGUCCUAGUCUUCGAGCGCUACAACAGGGCUGCUGACAAUUGGAAGUUUCUUCAAGAAUUGGAAAAGGCUGCUAAGGUAUACUGGAAUGCUAAAGAUCGAUUACCUCCUCGGACUGUGAAAGUUGAUAUAAAUAUUGAGAGAGAUUUGGCUUAUGCGCUUCAAGUAAGAGAAUGUCCACAGUUAUUGUUCCUUAGGGGAAACAAGAUCUUAUACAGAGAAAAAGAGUUAAGGACCUCAGAGGAGCUAGUUCAAAUGAUUGCCCAUUUUUACUACAAUGCAAAGAGGCCACCUUGCGUUAAUCCUGAAGCCGUGGCUUCCCUCUAGCUCCUGUAUAAAAAAAGCUGGCUUAGUGUCCUAUUCUCGACUUGAUGGCUCGGUGCUAGUCCCUAAUGCUCUCGGGAAGAAGAAGCUCCUCCUAUUCGAUCAUUUUCCAGGACAUGGUGCCCGGAGAGUGUGGAAUGAAUAUACCUAAACAAAACCAAGAAAAACCAUCUCAAUGUUGGUUGUCCCGAGUAGGGAAGUCGUAGUCUUAUACAUGGAGUAGGGAAGUUGUGGACUAAAUCAUGUAUUUUGACGAGUAGUAGUAUAGUCUAACAGAACAGAGCUUUUAGUUGUCGCUAUGACAUUCUAGAUAGUACGCGAAGAGUGCUUAGUUCACUUUCACCAUAGACAUAUUUAUUUAUAAGGUUGCAAAGUUAAUUGCAAACUAUGUCAUUGAGCAUAGUUUACUUCA